AAGUACAUACAACAUAUGUGUUUGAUAGCAAUCAACGCAGUGUACGCGCUGAAGUGACGUCAUUUCUCUAGAGAACAAAGGCCUUAUCUGCUAUUAAUGAUUUAGAUGAAUUUUUCUGACAAAGUUUUCUCCCAACUAUCCACCUAUCCACGACUGUUAUAAACGGCUCGACAAACCGCGUAACUUUCAUCGCCGAUAUUUGGACCAUAUGUUCUUCAAGCAAUUGAGUGCACUCGUCAACGCUUUUGAUACGAUAUAUGCCAUCACGAUAAAACACCAUUUCAAUGCUUUGCUUACGCCAUAUACUGGCUAUAUUCUUGAUAUUAUUUUCAAUUUGCAAUUCCAUGGUCGCAGCAUUUGAAAUAUCUUGGAUAUCCUCUGAAUAGGAUUGGAAGUCCAGCUCUAUAAUCAGCUCCAGCGUAAAUUUGUUUGAGUUCUCGUCAAAAUCUCUGUUCGUAAUUCAAGAAACAGUUAAACAGCAAAUUCUCAACGUAAACCUAAACCUUACAACUUACUCUUGCGGAUAUCACAGCAGCAGAAUAAAACAGCAAAAGAAAAUAGAGGCAGAAAUGAUAAUUUGUGGCAAUAUUCUAGUGGAUUUUAAAAGUAAUAAAUUCCUGUUAAAGUGCAUACUGUGUGAAAAAAAAUCUCGCUUGUAUAGAGAUUUUGUAAAACAUAUUAAAAAUAAACAUAAACAUGAAACUUCACCGCUACCGCAACAAAAAGAAGAAGUUAAGUCAGAAUGCGAGCAACAGCAGCAACAAGAUGAAGAUGAGCUGAGUACUAAAGGUGAUGUGAGUGUGAACAUGAAUGCGGAUAUGGAUAAACAUCCAUUAGCGGAAAUUGAAAUAAAACCGCCAGAGUCUGAAUUGGCACAAGAGGAGGACAGCAUUGACUUUAUUCCGAUCGGAAUUCCGAUGGGCAUGCCAGAGGAUUCGGAAGAUGAUAUUAAAGACGAAGUUGAAGAUGAGCAAGAAUUUAUGCCAGAAGAUGAAGAAUUUAUACCAGACGAGAUGGAAUUUGAUACAGACGAUAACGACAACGAUGAUGAAGAACAAAAUGAGGAUGAGAGUUCGGAUAAUUUAGACGUGCCUGCUUAUACAGAGAAAUUUAUCCCUACAUUUUUUAGAAAAAAACGUUUUUUAAAUGAUUUCAUUGAUUUAUAUAAAACACAGCAGUGUUUAUGGAACAUUAAUGAUCCUUUAUUCGAAAAUGAAGAAGCACGCCAACAGGCUAAGAAAGCCAUCGUAAAGGGUAUGCAAAAGUUUAAUGUCUAUAUGAAAGAUAAAAACUUACAUAAGGCUUUGGAUAAAUUGCACAGAUUGUGCGCUGGUAUCAAACAAAAUUUCGAUGAUCCAAAUCCGAAGAAAAUUCCCAGUGUAGCCAAGGAAUAUUAUAAGAGAUGUGAAUUCCUUAACGAACUUAUCGAAAGAAAGAAAAUCUCCAAAACUGAUCAAAUGAUGAAAAAGGCUUUAAACUUCCAACAUUACGACUUGGCCACCGUCAAUUUUAUUGAUUGCUAUGCGAAUUAUCCCAUUUUCUACGAUGGACGGCACGAAUACCACAACAGUCUAGAGGAACGCCAAAGAUCCUUAGAGGAACUGGCCAGCAAUUUAUCCUCACAAUACGAUAUUUCUUUAAAUGACGACGAACUUCUCAAGGCAAUUGAUCAAUUUCAAGCUUGGUUUUACAGAAUGGGCAAACGUUUUAAAAGUAAAAAAACAAAACCUUCAAAGGCGGAUGAAAUAUAUUUUCAAAAGUGUAAAAUAUUUAUGCCAGAUGAACCAGCCAAAAAAGGCAUAAACUGUGGCUAUUGUGACAAGAUAUACUUAUGUGUAAAUACCUUAAGAGUUCACCAUUAUAAGGAUCACCAAGUUGGUGAACUGCCUUUCAAAUGCGAACAGUGUGGGCGUACCUUUGACCAGAAUUCCUCAUUAACUGUGCAUAUCCAAAGAGCCCAUGUUGGAAAAGUAUAUCAAUGCGAAUAUUGCGAACGACGUUUUGCAGUUAAAUCGGAUCUCAACGUUCACAAGCGCAUUCAUACAGCCGAAAAACCGCAUGUCUGCGAACAUUGCGGCAAAUCGUUUAGACUCCGUAGCCAGUUAGGAUAUCAUGUAACUGCCAUUCAUACGAAAAUACGAGCAUUUAAAUGCACUAUGUGCCCGAAGGAUUUUUUGAAAAAACGCGACUUGACCGAUCAUGUCAAAACACAUUUCAACAUACGCGAUAAAAUCUGCGAGACCUGUGGCAAAGGUUUUUCCAAUUGUCAUUCGUUGAUCAGACAUCGACAAAUACAUUCGGAAAUCCGAAAGUUUGCCUGUAAAUUAUGUGAUGCUAAAUUUAAGCAAUUUGUCGGCCUUAACGGUCACAUGAAACGUACACAUAACAUAGUAAAGAAGAGUAGUGGGAGUAAUUAAGUAGAUAAGGAAAAAUGGAGAAAAAAUAAAACAAAGACAAAUAUAAAAUGUACGGAAGUAAUUUCUUUAAAUGCGAAAAAUGAUUAGAACAAUUUGCCGGCAGGGAUUAAUUGCUGUUAGAAUUUGGAACACAGCUAGAUACUGCAAAAAACAUUAUGAAGAUUGUGCAAUUUGUUGUCAUUACUGGUAGUAGAGCGCUUUUUACAAAAAAAUGUAUAUAAAAAUAAAAAUUGGAG
Glossina fuscipes is the source of this 2653-nucleotide messenger RNA. RefSeq names its product zinc finger protein 506-like. The transcript is spliced from 6 exons. NCBI's taxonomy places the organism in Eukaryota, Metazoa, Arthropoda, Insecta, Diptera, Glossinidae. Bases 570 to 2417 code for a protein of 615 amino acids. Gene Ontology annotation, cellular component: nucleus. The record is from RefSeq and is a predicted model, not a curated record.